Nicotiana tabacum (common tobacco) is the source of this 2313-nucleotide messenger RNA. Its product is annotated as putative methyltransferase PMT15. Gene Ontology annotation, cellular component: trans-Golgi network; cytoplasm; endosome. Lineage: Eukaryota; Viridiplantae; Streptophyta; Magnoliopsida; Solanales; Solanaceae. The record is from RefSeq and is a predicted model, not a curated record. Gene Ontology annotation, molecular function: methyltransferase activity.
ACUCCCCCCCUCCCACCAAUCCCAACUCCACUUCACCCCCACCCCUACACUCCUAACGUCCUUCUCUUCUCACUAACUCCUAUAAACGUACCAGCCAGCAGUAUUAUCAUAUCCCCUUCAGAUCAAAUUGAGGACAGCUUUGCUCUCUGCAAUGGCGGGUUCUAACCAAACCCCUUACUAUACUCCAACCUCCAAACCGUCAUCAGCCACACUCCCUUUUUCUUCUUGGAAAAAACUCAAUCCUUAUUAUUCUUUAGCUGCCGUAACUUUCCUCUGUUGUGCUUGUUAUUACGCUGGCUACUUGCAACACAGCUCCGUUGGCCUUCGCGUCUUAACCACAUCUACCAUAGCCUCUACCACUAAUUGCUUCUCUUCUCAAAAUAAUACCUCUAUUACUACUUCCCGUGUAUCAUCUACUUCUUCUUCCUCCCCACUAGACUUCAGAACUCACCACGCCGCUGAUGAUGGCGGAGCUGUGGCCCCAGAUGACGCCGUUAAAAUAUACCCGCCGUGUGACGUUAAGUUCAGCGAGUACACUCCCUGUGAAGACCAAAAAAGAUCAUUGAAAUUCAAGAGAGAUAGAUUGAUAUACAGGGAAAGACAUUGCCCUGAAAAGAAUGAAUUACUGAAAUGCCGUAUACCAGCUCCGUAUGGUUACAAGAAUCCGUUCAAGUGGCCACUGAGCAGGGAUUUGGCUUGGUACGCUAAUGUUCCACACAAAGAACUGACGGUCGAGAAAGCUGUUCAGAACUGGAUUCGAUUUGAGGGCGACCGGUUUAAAUUCCCUGGUGGUGGUACUAUGUUUCCUAAUGGUGCAGAUGCAUAUAUUGAUGAUAUUGGAAAAUUGAUUAAUCUAAAAGAUGGUUCCAUUAGGACCGCCAUUGAUACUGGUUGUGGGGUGGCGAGUUGGGGAGCUUAUCUUUUGUCAAGGAAUAUACUAGCCAUGUCAUUUGCACCUAGGGAUACACAUGAAGCACAGGUUCAAUUUGCUCUUGAGCGUGGAGUUCCUGCUUUGAUUGGAGUUAUUGCCUCUAAGAGGCUUCCUUAUCCAUCUCGAGCUUUUGACAUGGCCCAUUGCUCUCGUUGCCUCAUUCCCUGGGGCGAAUAUGACGGUACGUACUUGAUUGAAGUUGACAGAGUUCUAAGACCUGGUGGAUAUUGGAUCCUUUCCGGUCCACCGAUCAACUGGAGGAAACACUGGAAAGGCUGGGAAAGAACCAGAGAAGACCUAAAUGCUGAGCAAACCAAAAUUGAGCAGGUGGCUAAGAGCCUUUGCUGGAAAAAAUUUGUUGAGAAAGAUGACAUUGCAAUUUGGCAGAAGCCAUACAAUCAUUUACAGUGUAAAGAAUCACGAAAGAUGUCGAGAAAUCCGCCCAUGUGCCCUGCCCAAGAUCCUGAUAAAGCCUGGUACACAGAGAUUGAAACUUGUUUAACUCCUUUGCCUGAAGUAUCAAGUGAAGACAGGGUAGCUGGUGGACAAUUGGAAAAAUGGCCUAAAAGAUUGCACGCAAUACCGCCUAGGAUUAGCAGGGGAACUGUAGAGGGGAUCACGGCUGACACUUUCAAGAAGGAUUCACAACUAUGGAAAAGAAGAAUGUCUUACUACAAGACGGUGAAUAAUCAAUUAGGCCAACCAGGCAGAUACAGAAAUCUACUAGAUAUGAAUGCCAACCUUGGUGGUUUUGCUGCCAAUUUGGUUGAUGACCCUGUUUGGGUGAUGAAUAUAGUUCCUGUUGAAGCUAAGGUCAACACACUUGGUGUUAUUUAUGAACGAGGAUUAAUUGGAACAUAUCAAAGCUGGUGUGAGGCCAUGUCAACUUACCCAAGAACAUAUGAUCUUAUCCAUGGUGAUUCUGUAUUUACUCUCUACGAAGACAGGUGUGAAAUGGAGGAUAUAUUACUUGAAAUGGACAGAAUAUUAAGACCAGAAGGAAGUGUAAUAAUCAGAGACGACGUAGAUAUAUUGGUUAAAGUAAAGAGGAUAGCAGAUGGGCUGAACUGGGAUAGCCAGAUUGUGGAUCAUGAAGAUGGACCUAUGGAAAGGGAAAAGCUUCUUUUUGCAGUAAAGUCAUACUGGACAGCUCCAGCUACCCAAGAAUCCAAGAUUUAUUAAAAACCCACUAAUCCUUUUUAAUUUCUUUUUAUAUUCUCGUUAUAUGUCUUGUUCAUCUUUUUUCUCUUUCUUUACUUAGUUCUAUUACUUAACAAGUUUUAUAUAUGACGACACAUGAUUCUUUAGCUAUUUUAAUCGAGUCAAUCUCUGUGAAAAUGAUAUUAAACACAAUGACAAUGCAGUGAAGUUCCUUUAGAAUA